AUGGUGGACUCUUCUUCUUUUGCUUCUUACAUCCACAUGGUGCAUCAAUUGAUUGAGAAGUGUCUACUGUUCCACAUGACAAAGGAAGAGUGUAUGGAAGCUCUCUUUAAGCAUGCAAAUAUCAAACCUGUCAUUACUUCAACUGUGUGGAAGGAACUGGAGAAAGAAAACAAGGAUUUCUUUGAGGCCUAUUAUGCAAGAAACAACAGAGGAGACCGAAUGUCUGAAUCAGAAACUACCCGAAAGAUCCAAAAAAUGCUGUCCGAGUCAUCUGCUUCCUCACCGGCCAGUUGUGGAUCAUCCGUAGGAUUUCAAGAUAAAAAUGAUCAAAACGAACAUAAUUAA
Papaver somniferum (opium poppy) is the source of this 345-nucleotide messenger RNA. RefSeq lists its product as uncharacterized. The transcript has 3 exons. Lineage: Eukaryota; Viridiplantae; Streptophyta; Magnoliopsida; Ranunculales; Papaveraceae. The record is from RefSeq and is a predicted model, not a curated record. The coding region runs from base 1 to 345 and encodes 114 amino acids.